ACUCAAAGGUACUUUUAUGGAGGAGAUUAAUAUAUGUUUAGUUUUUUCUCAAAAGUAAUCUCUCACUGAAAGUUAACUCCGCAACAUUUAUUUAGAACUUCCAGUAACUAAGAACUGGAGAUAUCAUCGAGAGAGCUUAUAUGACAAAAGAGUAUGGAUACACAUCAAGAUUACAAUUUAGGAUGAAACGGCAAAUACUGUAUGCAAUAGUAAAUUAGGACGCCUGGUGGCGCUGCAGGCUAAGAGUGUGAAUAGCGGGCUCUGCGGAUAACCCAGGCGCCAUUAAGCUGGGGAAUCCAAACUGAAUGCUUCCUAAAACAAGGACGCAUUUUAGGUAAGAUCUAGUGGCUAAAUCUUCAGAGUGGACGUCGUUCUUGUGCAAGUCAGUCAAAAAAGACUGAAUUCGCGGUUAUUUAAGCAAAUCAUCUGGGUGGAUUGUAUACCGAGUUGAAGAAACUGCGCCUUCUGGACCGGGUCUGAACAAUGGAGACUGCGCUAGCAAAAACGCCACAGAAAAGGCAAGUUAUGUUUCUUGCUAUACUGUUGCUUUUGUGGGAGGCUGGCUCUGAGGCAGUUAGGUAUUCCAUACCAGAAGAAACAGAAAGUGGCUAUUCUGUGGGCAACCUGGCAAAAGACCUGGGUCUCGGGGUGGGGGAACUGGCCACUCGGGGCGCGCGAAUCCAUUACAAAGGAAACAAAGAGCUCUUGCAGCUUGAUAUAAAGACCGGGAAUUUGCUUCUAUAUAAAAAACUAGACCGGGAGGCGUUGUGCGGGGCGACAGAACCUUGUAUAUUGCAUUUCCAACUCUUACUAGAAAACCCAGUGCAGUUUUUUCAAGCUGAUCUGCAGCUCGCAGAUAUAAAUGACCAUUCUCCAGAGUUCCCAGAGAGGGAAAUGCUCCUAAAAAUCUCAGAAGGCACCCAGCCUGAGACUGUGUUUCCUUUGAAAAUAGCACAGGACUUUGACAUAGGUAGCAACACUGUCCAGAACUACACAAUCAGCCCCAAUUCGCACUUUCAUGUGGCUACUCAUACUCGCGGAGACGGCAGAAAAUACCCAGAACUGGUGCUGGACAAAGCGCUGGACCGGGAGGAGAGACCUGAACUCAGCUUAACACUCACGGCACUGGAUGGUGGGGCUCCGCCCAGGUCUGGGACCACCACAGUUCGCAUUGUCAUCUUGGACAAUAAUGACAACGCCCCCGAAUUUUUACAAUCACUCUAUGAGGUACAGGUUCCUGAGAACAGCCCCCUUAACUCCUUAAUUGUCGCUGUCUCUGCGCGAGAUUUAGAUGCAGGAGCGUAUGGGAGUGUAGCCUAUGCUCUAUUUCAAGGUGAUGAAGUUACUCAACCAUUUGUAGUAGACCAAAUAACAGGAGAAAUUCGCCUGAAAAGGGCAUUGGAUUUCGAGGCAACUCCAUAUUACAAUGUGGAAAUUGUAGCCACAGAUGGUGGGGGCCUUUCGGGAAAAUGCACUGUGGCAAUAGAAGUGGUGGAUGUGAACGACAACGCCCCUGAACUCACCCUGUCGACGCUCUCCAGCCCUACCCCAGAAAAUGCCCCGGAAACUGUAGUUGCUGUUUUCAGUGUUUCUGAUCCAGACUCCGGGGAUAACGGUAGGAUGAUUUGCUACAUCCAGAACGACCUCCCGUUUCUUUUGAAGCCCACAUUCAAGAACUUUUACACCCUCGUGACACAGAGAAAACUGGACAGAGAGAGCCAAGCCGAGUACAACAUCACCAUCACCGUGACUGACUUGGGGACACCCAGGCUGAAAACCGAGUACAACAUAACCGUGCUGGUCUCCGACGUCAAUGACAACGCCCCCGCCUUCACACAAACCUCCUACACCCUCUUCGUCCGCGAGAACAACAGCCCCGCCCUGCACAUCGGCAGCGUCAGCGCCACAGACAGAGACUCAGGCACCAACGCCCAGGUCACCUACUCGCUGCUGCCGCCCCAGGACCCGCACCUGCCCCUGGCCUCCCUGGUCUCCAUCAACGCGGACAACGGACACCUGUUCGCCCUCCGGUCGCUGGACUACGAGGCCCUGCAGGGUCCCUUUCCAGGGCAUCUGGUGGACGUGAGCGGCACCGGGACCCUGUCCCAGAGCUACCAGUACGAGGUGUGUCUAUCGGGAGAUUCCGGGACAAAAAUGGUGGAGAUGCGGCUCCCCAAAGCGCCAGAGAAAAGGCAAGUGACUGCCAUUAUUUUCUUAUUACUACUGUGGGAGGUGGGCAGCGCUAGCAUUAAGUAUUCAGUCCUAGAAGAGAGGGACAGCGGCUCUUUUGUGGCCAACCUAGCAAAAGAUCUGGGGCUGGGUGUAGGGGAGCUGGCUGCGAGGGGCGCCCGGAUUCUUUCCAAAGGAAACAAACAGUAUUUGCAGCUCGAACGGAAGAGUGGGAAUUUGCUCCUAAAAGAAAAAUUGGACAGGGAGGAGUUGUGCGGUGACACAGAUCCAUGUAUACUGCAUUUCAAGGUGUUACUGAAAAAUCCGGUGCAGUUUAUUCAAGGUGAACUACAGCUCCAAGAUGUAAAUGACCAUGCCCCAGAAUUCUUGGAAAAUGAAAUCCUCCUGAAAAUCCCUGAAGGCAGCCAUCCAGGGACUUCAUUUCCUUUGAAAAAAGCUCAAGAUUUGGACGUAGGUAGCAACACAGUUCAGAACUACACAAUUAGCACCAACUCCUAUUUUCACCUUUUCACUCGCAAUCACAGCGACGGCAAGAAAUACCCAGAGCUGGUGCUGGACCAAGCGCUGGACCGCGAGGAGCAGACCCAGCUCAGGUUAACCCUCACAGCGCUGGAUGGUGGGUCACCGCCCAGAACUGGGACUUCCCAGGUUCUCAUAGUGAUUGUAGAUAUCAAUGACAACGCCCCUGAAUUUGCUCAGCGGCUCUACGAGGUGCAGGUCCCAGAGAAUACCCCUAUAGGUUCCCUUGUCGUGGUGGCGUUGGCCUCGGUGUCGUCGCUCUUCCUGUUCUCGGUGCUCCUGUUCGCGGCGGUGCGGCUGUGCAGGAGGAGCAGGGCGGCCUCGGCGGGUCGCUGCUCGGUGCCCGAGGGUCCCUUUCCAGGGCAUCUGGUGGACAUGAGCAGCACCGGGACCCUGUCCCAGAAUUAUCAGUAUGAAGUUUACGUGGCAGAAAGCGCUGAGAGCCAGUUCAAGUUUCUUAAGCCGAUACUUCCCAACUUCCUGGGUGAAGGGACUGGUAGGGACAGUGAGACAAACUCCAACUCCAGGAAUCAUUUUGGGCUCAAUUAGGAAUCUAACAGACAACACGUCAUGACAAAUCAUAGAAUUCACUGAAUGAUCUAUAAGUUCUCUCAUUCACAUAGAGCCACAUAUUCACACAUUAGUAACGGCUGUCCUAUUUGUAGCUCUUUCUAUCUGCUGGACUAUUUUCCAUUCCCUCUGAUUUUUCUUGUGGUUGUUGUCAGCUAUCUUAAUUAUAGCAUGUUCACACAAUAGCAGAGCAGAGAAAUGGUGUUUCCUAGGGUGCUUGUUAUUUAGUCAGAUUUUGGAACUCACAGGUGUUUUCUGGUUCCCAAUAUUUGAACUUGUUCACUGAUAUGUUAUGACUAAAAGAAUGGUAUUUGAAACUUUCUGAUUGUCAUCAGCAUGACUCCAACUCUAUUGUAAAUGACAACUUUUAGUUUAGAAAAUAAUUUUCAUCUAUGCAAAAAGUUUAGCAAUCUUGUAAAUUGUUGCAUUUCUAUUGUGUUGUUUCAAAAAUACUACUCUUUCCUCAAAUGAAUCAAUAUUUUACCUAGAUGAUGUUUCCUUUCUUGAAUUUUUUCUUUCAAAAUUGAUAUUUAUAGACCAUCAGCUGUUAUUCUAAAGAACUUCUGUUACAUGAAAGAAUAGUAGAAAAAAGGUUGGCUGACUUGUGAUUACUUUAAAAAAAAUAAUAAAUAGCUUUGGUAUGUAAA
Messenger RNA from Cebus imitator (Panamanian white-faced capuchin), 3926 nucleotides. RefSeq names its product protocadherin beta-5-like. Gene Ontology annotation, biological process: homophilic cell-cell adhesion. The record is from RefSeq and is a predicted model, not a curated record. Bases 484 to 3258 code for a protein of 924 amino acids. Gene Ontology annotation, molecular function: calcium ion binding. Lineage: Eukaryota; Metazoa; Chordata; Mammalia; Primates; Cebidae. Gene Ontology annotation, cellular component: plasma membrane. The transcript has 5 exons.